This is a messenger RNA of Lathyrus oleraceus (garden pea), 1602 nucleotides long. RefSeq lists its product as uncharacterized. The transcript is spliced from 2 exons. The record is from RefSeq and is a predicted model, not a curated record. Bases 26 to 1126 code for a protein of 366 amino acids. Lineage: Eukaryota; Viridiplantae; Streptophyta; Magnoliopsida; Fabales; Fabaceae.
UAACUUCACUCUUCAGUCCAGUCACAUGGUUUUCCUGUUCCCAAAGCUCUUGUUACCAGUGCCAUUUCACAGAUCCAAAUCUCAAUCUUCACCUAAAUUAAAUCCUCAACAAUUCCCCCUUUUCGCUGAGAAAAAUCUCAAUCUUCUGUUUUCCAUGGCAAAUGCAUGGAAAAGAGAUAAACCCUUUCGCCUCCUCUCUCCAAAGUUGCUUUUUUUACUCUUCUCUUCCACUCUCCUCUUGCUCUUCCUAUUCUUCUCUUUCCUCACUCCUCGUCCUUCAAACCCUAACCCUAACUUCCUCACUCUCAACACCAAUCUCCUCUCAACUUCAAUUCCCCCUUUCGACUGCAUCAAAUCUCCGCAAGCUCACCCGGUAGUUGCGAGCGUCGUUGAAGGUGUUCGUUACCCGUUUCUCUAUUCGCUUUCCGAUUUUGGAAAGCUACCUGAUAAGCCACAUAAGAACAUUGUGAGGUUGCUUAAAGGGAAAGCUUUUCGGAAACCGGAUAUCUCUGUCACUAUUCAAGAGAUUCUUGAGGAGGCUAAAGGUGAGGGGACUAAUGGGUUUGUUGUAGAUGUUGGUGCUAAUGUUGGUAUGGCGAGUUUUGCUGCUGCGGCUAUGGGGUUCCGUGUUUUGGCUUUUGAGCCUGUUUUUGAGAAUUUGCAGAAGAUCUGUGAAGGGAUUUACUUUAAUAGAGUUGCGGAUUUGGUUACUCUGUUUGAGGCUGCAGCUUCAGAUGGUAUUGGUAACAUUACCAUUCAUAAGUUGGUUGGUAGGCUGGACAAUAGUGCGGUAUCCGCCACAGGAGCAAAGUUGGCAUUUAAGUCAAAUGAAGAAGUAGCUUUUAAAGUACGUACUGUUCCACUUGAUGAAGUGAUUCCAACAUCAGAGCGUGUGCUUCUGCUCAAAAUAGACGUUCAGGGCUGGGAGUAUCACGUUCUCAAAGGAGCUACAAAGUUACUCUCAAGGAAGGGAAGCCAAGCUCCCUAUCUCAUAUAUGAGGAAGAUGAGCGUUUGUUGCAUGCGAGUAAUAGCAGCACUAAGGAAAUUCGAGACUUCCUCCAUAGUGUGGGUUAUCAUGAUUGCACACAACAUGGCACAGAUGCACACUGUACCAAGAAGGAUUGAUUGGAAUUUUGGUUUGGUUUUGCAGCUCCUUGAUGGAAAAUCAAGGCAUUCGUUGUUUCUGUCUACACUUUCCAGUUGACUAACACCACCGCAUGUCAGCAAAUUGUUGAGCAGUGAACAAUUAGAUGAAUUGGUUACAGGUGAUGAUGAUGAUGAUGGGAACCAUUGAGAUGUGCAACAACUGCCCCGCUAACAGCAAGCUGCUAAACAACAUCAUGCAAAAGUAUCUAAUGGACAUGUACAUUACAUUCAACAUGAUUCUUGUGUAGAUGUCUUUGGGAUUUACUGAGGUUUUGUAUACAAGCUUUUUAGUUGUAGGCAUUCACUAAAUGCACAUCUUAAGUUUCCAAUUACGUUUGUGUAUCAGACAUAUACAGAAUACAAAAGCUUCUCAUGUUUGAUUUGUAGUAACCAAUAUGAAGUUUGAAACAUAUAGGAGAUUAUAUCAUCUCCGGAAGAAACCAUGAUUCGAAUAA